Messenger RNA from Anopheles marshallii, 1005 nucleotides. RefSeq lists its product as uncharacterized. The coding region runs from base 1 to 1005 and encodes 334 amino acids. The record is from RefSeq and is a predicted model, not a curated record. The transcript has 3 exons. Lineage: Eukaryota; Metazoa; Arthropoda; Insecta; Diptera; Culicidae.
AUGGUUGCUAUUAGAGGCAGCAAUAGUGGACGCAGCUUGCUACUACCGCUGGAAGACGAAGUUAAAAUUGAAGAGACCGACGAAACAUUAGAUGAUCUGAAUGAUAUCCUCAAUUUGGAGGAGUUCGACGACAUAUUGUUUGAUUUAAUCGACGGUGACAUUAACGGCCUUCCACCCGAACCGUGUCCGUUGGUAGUUUGUCCCAGGGUUGGAAAUGUCUCCCAUUGGCCUUCUCCGCCGGUAGUACCAUCACAGUUACCAUUAAAGCCAGAAUCAAGCACUACGGCUAACAAGCAACCGAUGCGUAUUACACCGCUGAGUAUUGCAGUAGCACCGCCAACUGAGUUGCCCGAAUGGUUAGUGAAAGCGGAAACAUUCGACGAUCCAACACAUCAGCUUUGCCUUAUCGAAGUGCAAGAUUGCAAUGCAAAUAAUCUAGAGCUGCUGUACCUGCACGUGGAUAAGACGGUAGACGGUUCCCAGAACGCAGCGAGUAUGCAGGAAAACGAAUCGACUGUCGAUGUGGUAAGCAAUCCCGAGCAUGAAAACACUAAUCCGAAGGUACCGCCGUGUGUUCUGCCACCCCAAAACGAGGAGCCAAUAGCCAUGAAGUCUAGCGAGGAGAACACGCUAAACACUGCCAAGGAUGGUGGUUUUACGCUAGUAGACGAAAUAAUUCGAAACCAUUUGCACAAAUUAUCCACAAUUAUUGUUCCGGUGCUGGAAAGCUCGGUUCCGUCGUGUUCAAACGCAGCGGUAAAAUCUCGUCGAAAGCAAACGUUAAUUUCAUAUAGAAAUAUUGCCGAGGAAAUGGUAGUUCAUCCUGAGGGAACAGUGCACACAGAGCUGCCAGUCCAGGCAUCUACUGGGAAUACCAUAAAACAGAUAGAUGAUGGUGGCGUGGCUGCAGAAUGCUCAGCAUCCUUCACCGUGGCAACCGCAAGCACGUCUAGUCCUGGAACUGACAUUCAACAAAACGUUGGCACAAGCCCUGAAGAACUAUGA